Messenger RNA from Carya illinoinensis, 1782 nucleotides. RefSeq lists its product as uncharacterized. The record is from RefSeq and is a predicted model, not a curated record. NCBI's taxonomy places the organism in Eukaryota, Viridiplantae, Streptophyta, Magnoliopsida, Fagales, Juglandaceae. Gene Ontology annotation, biological process: DNA integration. Gene Ontology annotation, molecular function: nucleic acid binding. The transcript is spliced from 4 exons. The annotation marks the transcript as partial.
GCUUUUAGGAGGAUGCCCUUUGGAUUGUGCAACGCCCCUGCGACAUUUCAACGUUGCAUGAUGGCUAUCUUUUCUGACAUGGUGGAAGAUAUAAUGGAAGUAUUUAUGGAUGACUUUUCAGUUUUUGGUACAUCUUUUGAUCAUUGUUUGCAUAACUUAGCUCUUGUUUUGCAGAGAUGUGAAGAUAAGAAUCUGGUCCUGAACUGGGAGAAGUGCCAUUUCAUGGUUCAAGAAGGGAUCGUGCUGGGCCAUAGAGUUUUUCUGGGACAUGCGGGAUUUUAUAGAAGAUUUAUUAAGGAUUUCUCUAAACUCACUAAACCUUUAUGUAAUCUUCUUGAGAAAAAUUCUGCAUUUGACUUUGAUGUUGUUUGUUUGCAGGCCUUUAAUGCACUCAAGGAGAAGCUAAUUUCAGCACCAAUUGUGAUUGUGCCUGAUUUGAGUCAACCUUUUGAAAUUAUGUGCGAUGCAAGUGACUUUGCAAUUGGAGCAGUGUUGGGCCAAAGCCGGACAUUGAAUGAAGCCCAGUUAAAUUAUACAACAACUGAGAAGGAGAUGCUUGCCGUGGUGUUUGCUUGUGACAAAUUUCGGUCCUACCUCAUUGGGACAAAGGUGAUAGUGUUCACUGAUCAUGCAGCACUUCGCUAUUUGUUUGGCAAGAAGGAUGCUAAGCCUAGGCUAAUUCGUUGGAUCCUCCUUCUUCAAGAAUUUGAUUUGGAGAUUCGCGACAAGAAGGGAAGUGAAAAUUUAGUGGCUGACCAUCUCUCUCGGUUAGAGCAAGAGGAAGAAAGACUAGAUUCAGUGGUCCAAGAGGCAUUCCCUGAUGAGCAGUUGUUUGCAUGUGAGAUCAAGCUUCCGUGGUAUGCUGAUAUUGUUAAUUAUCUAGCUUGUAAGGUUUUACCACCUGAUCUUACUUACCAUCAACGUAAGAAAUUUUUGCAUGAUUUGUUUGAUGUUUGGGGAAUAGAUUUUAUGGGGCGUUUUCCUCCUUCUUUUGGUUUUGCUUAUAUCUUGCUAGCAGUUGACUAUGUGUCAAAAUGGGUGGAAGCAAUUGCUACAACAACAAAUGAUGCAAAGGUAGCUCUCAAAUUUCUGCACAAGAACAUAUUCACAAGAUUUGGCACUCCACGAGCUAUUAUUAGUGAUGAAGGGACUCACUUUUGCAACAAGUUAUUUGAGAAUCUUCUUUCUAAAUAUGGUGUGAAGCACAAGAUAGCACUUGCUUACCAUCCUCAAACUAAUGGCCAAGCUGAAAUUUCAAAUAGAGAGAUCAAGAACAUCCUUGAGAAGAUGGUCAAAAUCAAUAGAAAGGAUUGGGCGAAGAAGCUUGAUGAUGCUCUGUGGGCGUACCGUACAGCCUUUAAAACACCUAUCGGGAUGUCUCCAUACCGAUUAGUGUUUGGAAAGGCAUGUCAUCUUCCUGUAGAGUUGGAGCAUAGAGCUUAUUGGGCUGUGAAAAAGUUUAACUUUGAUUUGAAGGCAGCAGGUGAAAAGCGACUUCUUCAAUUGAAUGAGAUGGAAGAGUUUCGGAAUGAUGCAUAUGAAAAUGCCAAGAUCUAUAAAGAAAGGACGAAGAAGUGGCAUGACAAACAGAUUAUUAGGCGAGAGUUUGCUCCGGGACAACAAGUUUUACUCUUCAAUUCACGACUCAAACUCUUCCCAGGAAAGUUAAAAUCAAGAUGGACGGGUCCUUAUACAAUUCAUGAAGCUUUCUCUUUUGGAGCAGUAGAUUUGAAGGACAAGGCGGGGAAUAUUUUCAGAGUUAAUGGUCAAAGAUUGAAGCAC